This is a messenger RNA of Aphis gossypii (cotton aphid), 2550 nucleotides long. RefSeq names its product mitochondrial import inner membrane translocase subunit TIM50-C-like. The transcript has 8 exons. Gene Ontology annotation, molecular function: phosphoprotein phosphatase activity. Lineage: Eukaryota; Metazoa; Arthropoda; Insecta; Hemiptera; Aphididae. The record is from RefSeq and is a predicted model, not a curated record. Bases 172 to 1167 code for a protein of 331 amino acids.
AUUAAUUAUAUGAUUACAAUUUUUUUAAAUAAUAACAUAUAUUUUCUUGAAAUAAUCACAAUUAUGAAUUAAAAAGUAUUUUUUGUUUAUUACAUUAUUUAUACUUUUAAAACGAUUGAAAAAUUCAGUGUGAUAAUGUAUAUUAUGAUUAUUGGUAAAUUAUUUUCGUAAAUGUUAGUAAAAAAUCUAAAUAAAAUGAAUACUUGUGCUUGUAACUAUAAAUUCAUUAUUCUUACUUUGAAUUCAAAGUAUUGCCAAAACACAUUUUUAUCUUCACAUUAUAAUUGGUCCAAGUAUCAACGUGUAUUUCUGCCACGAUAUAUUUCUAAUGGUUCUGUUAGAACUGAAAAAAGUCGUUUAAAACAGCUCCUAAUGAAAUCUUUAAAAUUUGGUUCAAUGGCUUUUGGUGUAUCAUUAUUAGCAUUUGGAGGAUAUUUACUAGUGUUUGAAGACGAUGAUUUAGUUCAAAAAGAAAAUAAAAAUAUUCCAUUCGUUAUUAAAAUCUAUGAACGAAUAUGUUUUAGAAUAGAAUUUUAUCAUAAGUUGUUUACAAUUCCUGCAACCAAUAAAUUAUUACCAGAUUCAUUACCAGAUUAUUAUGAUAAACCUCGAUAUACACUUGUGUUAGAAAUUACUGAUCUUCUUGUACAUCCAGAGUGGAGUUACAGUACGGGCUGGAGAUUUAAAAAGAGGCCAAAUGUAGGCUAUUUUUUGGAAAGAGUUGGAAAGAUUUUUGAAGUAGUUGUAUAUACUGCUGAAAAUGGUUAUAUUACUUCUCCAAUAUUAGAUGAAAUUGAUCCUAAAGGUUGGAUUCAGUAUCGCUUAUCACGUCAAUGUACUGAAUUUCGAAAUGGUCAAUUAGUAAAAAAUAUUGAAAGAAUUAAUCGUGAUUUAUCAAAAGUCAUUGUAAUAGAUUGGAAUAUGAGUUGGACACAACUUCAUCCUUAUAACACUCUAAUUAUACCUAGAUGGAAUGGUGAUGAUAAUGACAACUCUCUUAUUGACCUUGCUGACUUCUUAAAAGUGGUAUUUGCAAAUGAAGAAAGAGACGCAAGAGAGAUUUUAAACGAAUAUAAACAAUAUGAAGAUCCUAUAAAGGCAUUUAGAGAAAAUCAAAGAAUAUUAAAGAAAGGAACUAAGGACAAGAAGAAAAAGAAAAUGAAAUAAUUAACAUAGAAGAUAAUAAUAAAUCGUGGUUUUCAUGGAUACCAUGGAUUUAUUGAUGUAUAUUUUAUAUUAAAAACACACAAUACAAUUUAUUUGUACACAAUGUAUGAGUAACAUGUUGAAUAACUUAUAGUAUAUAAAUUUUAAUUAUUGAAUAGAAAUCAAAAGUUAAAUUGGUUAUAACUUAAUAUUCAUCAUGUAUUUUUAUACUUCUAUUUUUAAAUACAAGUUAAUAUCACAAAUAAUUUCAGUUUUUUUAUUAUUAAUGUUUUAUGAACUUGUUGCACUAUCAAGAUGAGAUGGACACUAGGAUUCUAAUGGGAAAUAGGUGCUAUUUUGGCCUAGGGAGUAUGUUUAGCUCAAAAAUCUUGUCGACAAAAUUAAAAAUACAAUUAUACAUAACCCUGAUAAGACCAGUAGUGUUAUAUGGCUCUGAGACGUGGACACUGAGAAAGGUAGAAGAAACAAGACUUGCGGUGUUUGAACGAAAAAUUCUAAGAAGAAUCUAUGGACCAUGUAUCGAUUCUGACACUGGAGAAUGGAGGAUACGCCACAAUGAUGAACUGAAGAACUUAUUUCAAAAACCAGAUAUUAUAUCCGAAAUUAAUAGGAGAAGAUUAAUGUGGGCUGGACAUGCCUGGAGGAAAGAGGGCUCUUUCAUUAAGGCGGUUAUUAAAGAAAAUCCGACUUGGAAAAGACCGUUAGGAAGACCGCGUUUACGGUGGGAGGAUCGUAUCAAAAAGGAAGUUAAAGCAGUGGAACCAAAUACACAGUGGAGAGAAGCUGCAGAGGAUAGGGAAAGAUGGCGACAAAUUUGUUUGCAGGGAUGGUCUUGAAGGCCGUAACCCACAAGAAGAAGAAGAAGAAGAAGAUGAACUUGUUGCACAUACCUACUCAAAAUAUGAUAUUAAAUCAGAUAUUGGAUCGGUGCUAUUAACUAAAUUUCUAUAAUAUGCAUAUAUUGUUAUUAAUUAUUAUUUAUUUCUGAACCUACUAAAUUAUAGUUAUUUAAUCUAACCCUUAUUAUCAUGGGCGCCCAUAAGUAACAUUUUAGGGGGGGUCAAAAUAAAAAAAAUUCUUAAAUGUAAUGUAAUAAAGAUAAUAAUAAUAUUAUGGUAAUAUUUAUUGAGAUACAAGUUUUAAAUAUUUUUUGUCCAGGGGGGGGCAAGUGCCCCAUCUUGCCCCUCCCAAUGGGCGCCCAUGCUUAUUAUAUUUAAAUUGAGUAAUUUUACUAUUAUAUUACGCUAUGGUAUUACCGCCCUGUAUUAAUAGCUCAUGCAGGUGGAUACAUCGAAUAUAAAAAUAUUCAUGUAAGUAUGCAACUCAAUAAUAUAAAUACAAACGAAUCUUCUGUUAUGUAUAAAAUAUACUAUAUAAUAACGA